Messenger RNA from Corythoichthys intestinalis (scribbled pipefish), 6645 nucleotides. RefSeq names its product mannosidase endo-alpha like (gene maneal). Gene Ontology annotation, cellular component: Golgi apparatus. The transcript has 4 exons. NCBI's taxonomy places the organism in Eukaryota, Metazoa, Chordata, Actinopteri, Syngnathiformes, Syngnathidae. The record is from RefSeq and is a predicted model, not a curated record. Gene Ontology annotation, molecular function: alpha-mannosidase activity. The coding region runs from base 324 to 1622 and encodes 432 amino acids.
UAGUGACCACUUUCCCUGAAAGAGUUAAAACUUUCUCAAUUAGUUUUUUUCGUUACCUAACUGGGCCGCUUGGCGUCGCUAACUCGCUAAAAAUCACGAGUGUCAUCCGAACCGGAAACACGAGCGCAAACUAGUCCCAGUCCUAGCCAACCGAGCGCACCCUGACAAACCCAAGUACCACCCCCGAGUAUCAGAUGAAGCCAACCCGGCCGGCGAGCAUGUAGACGCGGCUGCCUACAGCUAGAGAUGGCCCGCGGAGAAGCCGGAGCCUCGGCUACAGGCUGAUAUCAAAUCAACACAAACGCCAUCAGCUACCGUCGAACAUGGGUCGACUACGGAGGAGAGCUUGCGUGGCUCUCUUCCUUUUCACUCUCUUCAUCUUUGGAGCCAUGAUGGCACUCCGCACCCUCAAAACCGGGGACGGCUUCUCGGAUCUGCUCCCCGACACGCCGCAGCGGCGCUCCGUGCAGCGGAGCUCUUCAUCCUCUUCCCCCGCUCGCCAGCGCACCAACGCGGCAGCGGCGCCCAACGUCGGUCCGGAGGGGAGCAUCUUCGACGACGUGCAUAUAUUCUACUACGUGUGGUACGGAACCCCGCGGGCGGACGGCAAGUUCAUACACUGGGAUCACGUCCUGGUGCCGCACUGGGACCCGAAAAUAGCGUCCAGCUAUCCGCGGGGGAGGCACGUACCGCCCGAGGACAUCGGUUCCAGCUUCUACCCGGAGCUCGGCCCGUAUAGCUCGAGAGAUCCGGACGUGCUGGAGUCCCACAUGGAGCAGAUUGCGGCGUCGGCGGCAGGCGUCCUGGUGCUGUCGUGGUAUCCUCCCGGCAUGGCUGAUGACAACGGGGAACCUACAGAGGAUUUCGUACCUGCCAUACUGGACGCUGCAUACAGACACAAUCUUAAGGUCGCAUUCCACCUCCAACCAUACAGAGGACGCAAUGAACAGAGUGUGCUUGAAAACGUCAAGUACAUCAUUGACAGGUAUGGAGACCACGCAGCUUUCUACCGGUUCAUGUCGAGCACCGGCAAAAGCCUCCCAUUAUUCUACAUCUACGACUCAUACCUGACGCCACCAGAGUCUUGGUCGCAGCUGCUGUCGGCGGGCGGCGCGCGCAGCCUGCGCGGCUCGGCCUACGACGGUGUCUUCGUAGCGCUGAUAGUGGAGGAGCGCCACAAACAGGACAUCGCCUCGGGCGGCUUUGACGGCAUGUACACAUACUUCGCCUCCAACGGCUUCUCCUUCGGCUCGUCGCACCAGAACUGGAAGGCGCUCAAGGCCUUCUGCGACGAUAACGAACUCCUGUUCGUACCCUGUGUGGGGCCGGGUUACGUGGACACCAGCGUGCGGCCGUGGAACGGCCACAGCACACGCAACCGCGUCAACGGGCGCUACUAUGAGACGGCACUGCAGGCAGCGCUGGACGCGAGGCCGGAACUGCUGGCCAUCACUUCCUUCAACGAGUGGCACGAGGGCACGCAGAUCGAGAGGGCCGUACCAAAGAAGACAGCCGCUAGGGUCUACUUGGACUACCGGCCGCACGGGCCGCAGCACUACCUGGAGCUCACAAGGCGCUGGGGCGAGAAGUUCAACAAGGAGAAGGAGACAUGGCUCAUGUGAGGACGGACAAGCCGGGACAUUUUUAGCAGGAAAUUGUACGAAACUUUAACCCAUUUGGAUGUUUUUCUAGUGAGAAGCUAGUUGAAAUUAACAGCAGAUGGAUGAAAAGUAUGGGGGACCAAAAUGGAUAGAAUAAAAUGUAUGAAUCCAUCUUUAAAUAAAUACCGUAUUGGAAUAUAAGUCGCACCUCAGAAUAAGUCGCACAUACUGCAUAAAUUGUAUCGGAGUCGCAUUAAUCUGCAGAAUGGUUUUGUUUUUGGUUCCAUUUUGUUCAGUCCUUCUCAGUUGUUUUUAUAAGUUACCGCCAAUCAUAGACUUCAUAAUGAUAUUGACGGGACGCGGGGCCAAUUAAUUGGGGGCCUGCAUUGUUGGCGUGGCCGUCAAAGCUUACUGAGUGGUAUCACAGACAAAUAGUUUUUUUUCAAUGAAAGUUCUUGAGAAUAAAUGCUUAAAUUCCUGAAUCCUUUAUAGUAAUGGAUGUAAAACAGUCUUGAUUCUUGGUUAAAAGCAAGAAAAACGUGCAGUUAGCAUUUAUUUUACGUAAAUAUGUCGAAGUAUGAUGCUAGUCUGGAAGUCAGUGUGGCGGCCGCCAUUUGUAAAUAGAGCUUUUCCGGUGAAAAUCCUUCUGAAUAAAUUCUUAAAUCCCUGAAUUUUUUUAAAUAGAUAUGGACGUAAGACAGUCUCGAUUCUUGGUUAAAACAACAAAAAAAAACUGUGCAGUUAGCAUUUGUUUUACAUAACAAUGUCAAGAUAUGAUGCUAGUCUGUCAAUGGGGCGGCCGCCUUAUAUAAACAGAGCUUUUCCGGUGAAAAUUCUUGUGAAUAAAUGCUUAAAUCCCUGAAUUCUUUAUAGAUAUGGACGUAAGACAGUCUCGAUUCUUGGUUAAAAGUAAAAAAAAAAAAAGUGCAGUUAGCAUAUAUUUUACGUAAAUAUGUCGAAGUAUGAUGCUAGUCUGUUAGUCAAUGGGGCGGCCACCUUAUGUAAACAGCUCUUCCAGUGAAAAUUAUUGUGAAUAAAUGCUUAAAUCCCUGAAUUCUUUAUAGAUGCGGACGUAAACCAGUCUCAAUUCUUCGUUAAAAGCAACAACAACAAAAAACAUGCAGUCAGCAUUUAUUUUACGGAAAUAUGUCAAAGAAUGAUGCCAGUCUGUUAGACAAUGUGGGGCAACCUUACAACAAAGAGCUUUUUACGUUGAAAAUUGUGAAAAAAACGAAAAAUAUAAUUACCUUGAAUCCUCGAGCAAAUCACUCCUGAGACAAUCAUUCCUGUUUGAGGGACAGCUUUUGUACUUUUUCAACCUAAAUCCGGCGUUGGAUCGCUGCAUGUGUUGCUGCGACAGACUACGAAUAACUGAAGCUUUGGGGACCUUUCGGGUUUUGUAAAGGGCUAUAUAAAUAAAUUUGAUUUGAUUUGAAGCGGAUUGUGGGAUGGCCCCCUACUUGAAGGCGUGGCGCAGUGAAGGUCGAAUUUGACCUGUCAAUAUCAUUAUAAAGUCUAUGCGCCAAUGUUGAACCACAGGCCUUGAGCUCCCUCUUGCGGUUUAGUGUGUUAAUAGCAUGUAAAAUGAUAUACAACAUACAACCCGAAUUGCUGAGCAAGUUGGAAUUAAAGCUUUAAGUACUCCUAAAUACCCCCUGAAUCCCAAACUAACUAUCCAAAAAUAUGCAUUAUAUCAAUAAAAUAAAGAAAAAUAGCGACUUAAAAAAAACAUUUAGUGCAAUUUUGGCCGCAGAAAUGUCUAAAUUACUAGUUGUUUUUUUUGCCCAAAAACGGGCAGUAGGCCGAAAAUUACCUAAAUACAGUGAUCCCUCGCUACUUCGCGCUUCAAAUUUCGUGCCCUCAGUCCAUCGCUGAUUUUUUUCCACAUUUAAAAAAAAAAACAAAAACACAAUACAUAUAAGCUGUCCUGAGCCAAUCGCUCUUUCCCUCCCUUGCUCUCCCUGCUCUUUGUGCGUCAGAGUGUGAACUGGAGUUGUAAACGAUGAUUGACAGACGGUUAAGUUUUGAUCUUGCCAGGGACUCGACCUUCAAAGCACCUCAUGAGUCAAUCAUCGUUUAACUUGUUAAGCAGUUGCGGUGGCAACUUAUUGUGUGUAAGUGAGCAGCUGGAGCGGAUUUAAUUGGACACUCAAUGAAGCAUUUAAUAAAGACAAGCAUUUUUUUUUUUUUUUCAUGGAUUGGGGGUCUACAUUUUUUCUUGUUUAAAAAUAACUGUGGGACAAUAACAUGUUUAAAACUUAUCAUAAUUAUUACAUUUAAAGUGCUUAAAAAACAUUUAUUAAAAUUAGGGCUGUCAAAAUUAUCGCGUUAACGGGUGUUAAUUUUUUAAAUUUAUCACGUUAAAAUAUUUGACGCAAUUACCGCAUGCACUGAAUGACCCGCUCGCAUAUUGCCUCAAACAGAUUACAAUGAGGCCGUUUAUGGACAUUAAGAGUGAAGAGAAUGCCACCGGCCGUUUGGGGGCAGCGCCGUUCCAUACUCAUGUUAUUUCUUCUAAACGUGGGAGAAUUUGUAGUUGUGAGACGUUUAUGCUGUAUUCACAAUGCAAUGCAAAUUGCUAUUUGUGCUCCACACAUAUUUCGUUAAGUUUUCUUUCUUUUAGUGGCAAUUAUGUGUCUCUUGAUGUAUUUUGGGUAAGAUAUGUACAGAUAUAUGUUAUACAGUAAAGGCGAGUGGACACGGGCGUUCUUUGGACCGCGCCGUUUAUUGGCAUAAACUUCGGCAACUUCUUCACAACAAACAUAAGUAUCGUUUAGUGAAAGCACAACAAAAAUAAUAUUCCUAUCUCUCCAAAAAAAAAAAAAAAAUGUUCACAAAAAGAAAAGCACUUCAGUUUAUGUAAUGAGGCCCUAUUCUGACACACAGUUAAACAACAAUGCAAAAUGAACUGGCAUUCCAUAUCAAAAUAGCUAUGCAAAAUACACGUAAAUCUUUUCACUCUAUUUUUAUUAUUGUUAUUUUUAUUCUUCUUAUUAUUAUUAUAUUAACGCUACUUUUGAUUGAAUUUUUUUUACAAAUUUUAUUAAAACGAAAACAUGAAGAAGGGUUUUAAUAUAAAAUUACUUUAACUUGUAACUAUAACAUUUAUCGUUUAAGAACUACAAGUCUUUCUAUCCGUGGAUCACUUUAACAGAAAGAAUGUUAAUAAUGCCAUUUGUGGAUUUAUUGUUACAAUAAACAAAUACAGUACUUAUGUACAGUAUGUUGUAUGUAUAUAUCCGUCGUGUCUUAUCUUUCCAUUCCAACAAUAAUUUAGAGAAAAAAAUGGCAUAUUUUAGAGAUGGUUUGAAUUGCGAUUAAUUGCGAUGAAUUACGAUUAAUUAAUUUUUAAGCUGUAAUUAACUCGAUUAAAAAUUUUAAUCGUUCGCCCUAAUUAAAAUAUAUACUUUUUUUAUAUAUAUUCUGGGGAAAAAGGUUAAAAAAAAAAGUCUUCUAUGUAUCUCUUUCCAAUGAUAGAUCUAAAUAAAUACAUUGAGCAAACAGUUUUUCACUUAUCGUGGUGGCUUCUGGUCCCCAUUAACCGCGAAAAAUUAGGGAUCACUGUAUUUGAAUGUAAAGUUACGCUAUUGUGUAUGGAUACAAAAUCCAACAUGGUGGCAAUCACAAAAUGAAGAGCUUUUUAAAUUAAAAAUUAUUGUAAAUAAAUGUGUAAAUCCCGGAAUUUCUAUAGAUAUGAACGUAAAACAGUCUAGAGUUUUGGUUAAAAAAAAAAAUAAAACAGGCAGUUAUUAUUCGUUUUACGUAAAUAUUUCAAGCUUAAGUGACGCAAUUUUUUCCCCCAUUCAUCUAAUUUUUUUCCACAACGUUUCAAAGUGCAUGCAUGGUGGUAUUUUAUAUAAUAAUUACCUUGAAUCAUAGACCAAAUCACUCGAGACACUUCUGUCUGCUUCAAUGCACUAAAAUGCUCGUUCUGUUUCCACCUAAAUCCGGCGUUAGAACGCAGCGUUUGAGAUUAUCGCAGUGAAAGCUGCCGGGAAGCACUGCCUGGCCCGGCCCCCUACGGGAUGCCGUGGCGCAAUGUCUGUAGGAGCUGUCUCGUCAACUCAUAGUGAAGUCUAUGAUAUAGUUCAUUCUGUCCCAUUUGGUCCUCCAUAGAAAAGAGUCAAAAGAGCUCUGGUAUUGUCAGUGGCACUGAACAUUUUUUAAAAAGCUUGAGUUAGUUUAUGUCCCUUUCAUGCUGUUUGGAAAAGGCAACACGUUCGUUGUUUUGUUAAAUAUUUAUGGUUUCUCCUUUAUUUUAUUUUUGUUAGAAAUUAUUUUAGUUUUUUGGAUGGCUUUUGUAAAAUUUCUUGGGAUGUAGUGUUUAUUUUUUAUUUAUUUUAGCAUUCUUUGGUUUUCAAGCUUUAUUUUUCUGUUAUUGAACUUUUCAUUUCUAUAUCAUCUAUUAUUCAAUUUAUUUAUUCAUAUUUUUAAAUUUUCUUUGAAUUUUACUUUUAUGUGCUUUUAUUUUUUUAAAUAAUUUGACAUAUUUUUUCAAUAUUUUCUCCAUAUUUUUUGCCUCUAUUUUUUUCAGUUAUGUUUCAAUUUGUUUUCAGUCAACAAAAAACAAAAUUUACGCCGAGUAAAGCUGCGUAGCUGAUGUUCAGAUCUUCUCAGCAGCAAUUCAACUUAACUAGAACUCCUCACAAAACUAAUUCAAUAUCAGCAGAAAACAUUUGCGUGUCCAUUUGCUUUUCCUCUGCUAUUUCUCAACUACUGUCAUAACGGCGUAACGGUCAAAUCACAGAACAUUUCCAGCUUACUGACAACCACACAAAGUGUCUCAUGUUUAUUCGCUGCUAAUUUUUCAUACUAAGUCCUACUGAAUAGUCGCAAGAAGAAAACAUCUGCAAAUUUGGCUUAAAACUACUUAAUAGCCUCGCAACUUCUACCAGUGCACACUAUGUACAGUGACGAUCUAACAAAUUCUGCAAUAAAAAAAUCUUUAAAAUGGCUUUAUGACUUCAAAAUGUGUUAAUUAGAAUUUUGUUCCCAGUCGCUUUGUCAAAGCUUCUUCCAGAAAUGAAUUUAUUUCAAAAUAAAA